AUGCUCAACAAUAACUUUUCGACGUCUUGCACUUAUCGAUUUAUAGAAAGCUCAAUUUCUGACAUUUCAGAAAGAAUAAAUUACAACAUUAUUCUAAGACAGCAACCUGAAAGAGCUAAAGUCAGCUUGGUUAAUGAAAGAGAUAGGCGACCAAUAGAACCCCCUCCUAUAUUACAGCUAUAUUGGGAAAAUAUUACUGAAGAAGAAUUAAAAAAAUGUCUUCAAAGCCCUUUUUACUUCAUGGUGGCCAACAUAGUCACAGAACAGGACCCUCAGACUCUGUUACUGCCAGCUCAGGAUUAUCUAUCGGGCUCAACUGUGUCAUCCUUACAUAGACUCCGUGAUAUUGAUAAUUCGGAUGGUGGCUUCUUUGUGUUUGGUGAUCUUGCAGUUAAAAAGGAAGGCAGGUUUAGAUUACAAUUUAGUCUAUUUGAGAUAUUAGAUGGUGUGGUACAUACCCGUAAAACGAUGCUCUCCAAUGCAUUCACGGUUUAUCUACCAAAACAUUUCCCCGGUCCAGUAGAGGCAACGUUCUUAUCGAGAACAUUUUCUGAUCAAGGAGUCAAGAUGAGGAUUCGUAAAGAACAUAGAAUGCAAUCACGCAAAAGAAAGAAUAUAGAUGAAGCGGAUAACCAACAAAAGAAAAGCCUUAAACGAUCUGGCAUGCUUAUCUCUACGUCUCCUCCUCCCUAUUCAUCCAUGAACCCAUCCGAUGUCUUCUUUGGAAGAUGGCAAGCAACAACAGAUAAAUCAAGGCAGUCAUCUAUAUCAACUUCUUCUUCUUCUAUGGAUGACCAUGACUAUAGGGCAUUGACCAACAAAUUCAAAUAUCAGAGUCAAACAAUUCCAAGCCCAGAAAGUACGACCUACACCAAUUCCAUUAACAGCAUGGAUCCAAGCCCUUAUUCUGUAUCACAUUCCUCUUGUUUUGCAAACAAGCAAGUUUUACCUUAUUUAUCUCAAUCCGAAAGGUUACCUACACCACCAAAUGUAACUGACCAUCAUAUGACUUACCAUUGGGGAACACGGUUGCCUCCUCUACGUACCAUUAUGAAUGACGACUAUAAGCACUCUUCCAUGACUCUCAUCCUUCCUCCUCCAUCUUCUAUUAUUCCGAGUUAUGUUAUAGAGCCUUAUUCACGUCGUUGA
Messenger RNA from Rhizopus microsporus ATCC 52813, 1149 nucleotides. RefSeq lists its product as uncharacterized. NCBI's taxonomy places the organism in Eukaryota, Fungi, Mucoromycota, Mucoromycetes, Mucorales, Rhizopodaceae. The transcript is spliced from 7 exons. The record is from RefSeq and is a predicted model, not a curated record. Bases 1 to 1149 code for a protein of 382 amino acids.